Molecule: messenger RNA, 1034 nt
Organism: Orbicella faveolata
Lineage: Eukaryota; Metazoa; Cnidaria; Anthozoa; Scleractinia; Merulinidae
Biological process (GO): potassium ion transmembrane transport; action potential
Cellular component (GO): voltage-gated potassium channel complex; membrane
Molecular function (GO): ligand-gated monoatomic ion channel activity; delayed rectifier potassium channel activity
Source: RefSeq, a predicted model, not a curated record
AUUGCAAGAAGAAGGAAAAAGUUAGUCAUAAUUUUGUAGGGAAAUGGCUCUAAAGGUUUUUCUCGGUCUCUUUGUUACGUUAAGCGUCACAGUGGGUGUACGUUUACAAUAUCAAACCGAUUGUGUUAAGAUUAUAAAAGAUAAUAAGUUUCCAUUUGGGUUUUUCCCCGAAGGUCUAGAGCGUGAAGAGUCUGUUUGGGAAAAUGUAGUUCGUAAAAUCGCAAAUGUCACAAAUAAUUGCCUUAAGGCUAUUAAGGAGGACAAACGUCCUUGCGAUCAUGGGCCAAGGAUGAAAAUCACGUUCCCGGUCAUCUCUCAGAAUCCCACAAUUCCACCGAAAGUGCUACCAAGACCUUACUUAGCUACGAAGGAAAACCCGACCAACGCUGCAAGCCAAAUUUUAAGCGCUUGUGCUCAAAUAUGGAAGCUGUUUGUUUUUUCCUUGAUGGCGGCUACAAUAUCGGGAAUCAUAAUCUGGUUUCUGGAUCACAGAGCAAACUCCGGGAAUUUUCCACAGUCAUUUUGGCGAGGGACUCUAGAAGGUUUGUGGUGGGCAAUAGUUACCAUGACAACAGUGGGCUAUGGUGACAAGACGCCGAAGUCAUUCCUGGGGCGAGUUUACGCUUCACUCUGGAUGUUUACUGGAAUGUUGCUGACGACAUCCUUUACUGCCCAGAUCGCCUCCGUCAUCACAGCUGAUGGUCUCCGCCCUUUGGAUGAGGAAUUUGGUUACAACAUCGGCGUGCCUUAUGGAAGCAAGGAAUUUUUCGCAAAUCAACGCGAGGGAGCUAACUUGAUAGGUAUAUGCUGAAUAUUCCGUUAGGUUUCAAUUUUUAUCUUUUACCUUCGCACGUUGAUCAAGCCCAACAGAAUUAAUUUGAAUCUUCUAACUAUAAUUUCAUUUUAUCAGUCUCCCUUAGCAUCACUACGAUUUGUGAUGACGCAAGUAGUCAGCUUACCUACACAUCCAUCUAUCUACUCAUUCGUCAACCAAUCGACCAACCCAAGCACCUUCACAUCCAACAACCCCUCCC